Motacilla alba alba is the source of this 3225-nucleotide messenger RNA. It is a transcript of the gene GP1BB, whose product is annotated as glycoprotein Ib platelet subunit beta. The coding region runs from base 1765 to 2376 and encodes 203 amino acids. The record is from RefSeq and is a predicted model, not a curated record. The transcript is spliced from 2 exons. NCBI's taxonomy places the organism in Eukaryota, Metazoa, Chordata, Aves, Passeriformes, Motacillidae.
GGGAUUUCUGGCCUGUUUAUUGCAGAAGCUAGCAAGAUGAUCUUGAAGGUUCUUCUAUAUCCAAGCUUCCCCUGGGAGUGGUAUCUAAAUCAUCAAUGGUCAGCUGGGCAAGAUCCAGCCCCAGGCAAUCCAGGUUGUAAGUAGCCAGGAGAUCAUUGCCCAGCCCAUGCUGCAAGCAGAGUCACAAUGGGUCUGGCUCUAGAUCAGCUCCAUGCCACACCUGGCCUGAACACCUGCCUGUGAGUAAACAUAGCACUGAACACAUGAGACGAGGUAAGUUUGCUGAACAAACUUACCCUGCUGUAGUUGAGCUGCUCCCAAGUGGAAAGCAGACUCUGCAGGAAAAACUGGGUUGGUUUGUUAACCUAAGAUAUCUUUCCCACUCUGCCUGGCCACCCACCACAGUGAAACAACUGGAAUUAUCUGCUCCAAUUUUGUAGAAAUUUAAAGUUUAAUUGUUUUCUUCAGAGCAUAAAAAAUUUCCCUUGGUUAGGGCCACGUUCUGCAAUUUUUUGCACCCUCAAUUCUCUUCACAUGAGCACAUUCAGGGCAUUCAUAAUUUCUGGUCUCUAGGAUGUCCACAGUACAAUGUAACAGAGUUGAGUUCAAUGAGACAACAGUUCCAUAAAGUGAUUCUGGUGGCCUUAGGCUAAGGAGUGUAGUGUAUGCCUGGUCAGGCUGAUGGCAGAGAAGUGUCUGUGAAGAUGUGAUGGCCAUGAGAAGACAUCAUUCUGCCUUGAAUGUAGUUUUGAUCCUUGGACUUACCUGUUGAAGUAUUUGUGUAAUGCAACUUCUAAAUAAAGCAUGUGGUCAGUCUUUCUCAGUAACUGCACUUGUCAAGAGCUAUGGGCUCACUUGGCUGCCUGAAGAGCAGCUCCUCAGAGCACUGCCUUUCCCAGUCUGUUGGCCUUCCUGUAAAUCCAACUAGUUUUAUUUUGAUGUAGACAGUGAAAUGCCAAGAGUUAUAUUUUACCCCUAUAACAGUUAUGAGAGGAUGCAAGUAUCUGAAGAGUCUUUCUCUGGAUGGAUGGACUGGAAGAUCAUGUCUAUCAGCAGAUCUUUCACUAAUAAGUAGUAGAUUUGUGCCACUGCUUCAAGGGAAACCUGAUGGUUAACACCCAGAAAGUGCUGUGUCACCCCUCUGCCGAGUUUUCCUGAUGAGAUGGGAAACCAAAGGUCACAGUGCUGAGGGAGUAUGGUACAAACCAGUAACAUCACCUACCAGUCUGAAGUGCAUUUUGAGUUACUGUGCUGUUGAGACUUCAUAACAUUUCUGUUGGGCUGAGCCUGUGGGCCCAGAAUCACAGUUAUCAGUACUGGCAGCAUCUCCCAGCAAACGUGUUCUUGUGAGCAGUGUCAGCUCCUCUUUCUUGGAAGACUUGCUCAAUGAAGCCUCAGCUUCCGGUGACAUGCAGCAGACUUGCAGGAAGGCCUCAAGUGGGAGGUGUCCCUGGGAUGAGCCUAACCCUUAUCUUGCCAGCCAGCUGCAGGGGGAUUAUCCGGGAACAGAGCUAUGCACACACUCUUGCACUGGCUGGACUGCCUUGAGACCGUUCUCUUGUGUUGUAAAGCCAGCAAGAAAGCAAGGAUUGAACUACUCUGAGCUCUCACGUCUCCAGUGGAGGAUACCAAAUUCACCUAACUUUAGAAACUCAUCCUCAGAACAAAACAACAAAAGACCUUGGCUGUGGUGUCAGUCCUAGAGUGUGUGGUGUCUUGUCUCCACCUCAUCCAGUCUCACCAGGGAAGUGUUUGCAGGUGAAAAUGAACAGUGGAAUCCUCUUGUCCCUCCUUGGCUUCCUCCCACUCGUGACACCCAUAUGCCCCGUGCCAUGCAAGUGCACCACCACCAUUACUGACUGCUCAUUGAAAAACCUGACUGUAGAAAACCUGCCCACUGCGUUCCGUCCCUCGGCUGAAAUCAUCCACCUCGGUUCCAACAGGCUCACCUCUAUUCCCAAUGGGCUCUUUGACAACCUGAGGAGCCUCCAGGUAGUCUACCUGCAGGGCAACCCUUGGGAAUGCACCUGUGACAUCCUCUACUUGCGCUCCUGGCUCCAGUGGCAGCAGAACCGGAGCCUGUACAGGGAUGUGAGGUGCAGCUCCCCGGAGCACCUGCAGGGCCGCAUCAUCGCCUACCUGACAGAAGAUGAGAUCGUCUCCACAUGCCAGCAUUGGUACUGCAGCCUGGCUCUGCUCUCUCAGCUCUCUCUCUUCAUCCUCCUUUUCCUCCAGGGCAUUUUGGUUAUCCUCAUCAUUGUCUACCUGCAGAAAUUUCGGAGAAUGACCGCUGAAGUCCGGAGCACCACCCGAGAACUAGACCAGCAGGUAGACCCUUGGGUAUCUUCUUCAAUAAACCCCUCCAACAAUGGUUAACAUCACGAGACAGAAGACCCUCCUCCCUUUGGGGGACACUGUGCCGAAGUCCUGUAGUUUGUGAUACCCAGAGGGGACAGUUUAGUACAGCAUCUAAUCCUGACUGCAGUCUGAAGCAGGACUUGAACUGAUCAGACUUUUGCUGCGUUCCUAAAGAAUCCAUCUCAUGAUUUUUCAAAGCUUUAAAUUCUUUAGCAUGAUCUUGACUGCUUGUCUGAGCUGGAAGUGGUUCAGUAGACCAAGGAAGUCAUAAACUACAGCGACCAGAACUGACUCAAACAGCUCAUAGGGGCUGCAGGGCUCAAUCCCUCCCCUCCGACAGUAUUCCAGCCAUAUUUUCCAGGAUGUUUGUGGUUGUGCUGGGUCAGGUGAGGACAGAAGUGGGCAGCGAACUGUUUGAGUACUGAGCUAGAAGAAUGGAGAAAUACAGUUUCCUUCUGCUACCACAGACAGCAUUAAGAGCUUUGGACUAGGGAUUUAGUUUUCUCCUGCCUUGGUUUCCCAAGUAAAAGGGAAAGGAAAUAUCUUCUUGCUUGAUGCAUCUUUUCCAAUGUUCUUCUGGGGAAGGGAGGGCAUGUCUAAAAGCCCACUCAUCUUACCUUAUCUGCAUUCCUUUUAGUCUACUUUAGUUUUAAUACUGACUUAGUGAGUGAGACUGGAGAAAUUUAUGAGAAAUUCAUCCUGAAGACAAGAAUUGUUUGACUGUGCCUGUAUGGCACCUGGCACAAGAGAUCUGGUCUUGAGAGGCUCAAACUACAAACCCCACUGAUGUGCCUACUGCUGUUUAUGGUGUCCCUUAAUUAUUUUUGAAAUAAAGCAAAAUUUAAAUAAAAUUAUGCACGAUGCAGU